UGACAGAUUCUCUAAGGCGGCGGCGGCAGCGGCGGCCUUCGGCCGCGGGGAAUGGGAAUCUCAGGGCCCUGACUGAGCACCGCCCCCGCCUCCCUGCCGAGACAUGGCUCAGGAGAAGAUGGAGCUGGACCUGGAGCUGCCCGCGGGCACAGGCGCGAGCCCUGCGGAGGGCGGUGGCCCGGGCGGUGGGGGCCUCCGGAGAUCUAACAGCGCCCCCCUGAUCCACGGCCUCAGCGACUCCUCGCCGGUUUUCCAGGCCGAGGCGCCCAGCGCCAGGCGGAACAGCACGACGUUCCCGAGCCGCCACGGCCUGCUGCUCCCGGCCUCGCCGGUCCGCAUGCACAGCAGCCGCUUGCACCAGAUCAAACAGGAGGAGGGCAUGGACCUGAUCAACCGAGAGACGGUCCACGAGCGCGAGGUGCAGACCGCAAUGCAGAUAAGCCACUCCUGGGAGGAAAGUUUCAGCCUGAGUGACAACGACGUGGAGAAAUCCGCCUCUCCAAAGCGCAUCGAUUUCAUUCCGGUGUCUCCAGCACCGUCCCCGACCCGGGGAAUUGGGAAGCAGUGUUUUUCACCGUCCUUGCAAAGUUUUGUGAGUAGCAACGGAUUGCCUCCAAGUCCUAUUCCCAGCCCCACCACCCGGUUUACUACCCGGCGAAGCCAGAGUCCCAUCAACUGCAUCAGACCAAGUGUUCUUGGACCAUUGAAAAGAAAAUGUGAAAUGGAAACUGAUUAUCAGCCAAAGAGAUUUUUCCAGGGCAUCACCAACAUGCUGUCUUCUGACGUUGCACAGCUGUCAGACCCCGGCGUGUGCAUAGCCUCCGAUACCCUGGAUGGAAACAGCAGCAGUGCCGGAUCUUCCUGUAACUCACCAGCGAAAGUCAGCACUACCACCGACUCUCCUGUGUCGCCUGCCCAAGCAGCCUCCCCCUUUAUUCCAGUAGAUGAACUUUCGUCUAAGUAAUUCACCCGUCUUGAAUCCCCCUCCCCCAGUGGAGAGAGAGACAGAAUCAAGUUAGAGCAAGCACUGAACCUUGUCGAUUAAGUUGAGGCUGUUUCCUAUUUGACUCUUUCCCCCUUUUUUUGGAAGUUCCUGAAAUGUUAUUCUAGAGAAUUUCUAUGUCAGGUUCCUGCGGACGCCCUUGAAUUCAGUGUAGUAAUAUUUUCGGACUUUUUAUCAAUAAGUGUGUUGAAGCAUACAUUUUACGCUGCUAAUAUGUCUAAAUACAUAUGUUAUCCCUUGAUUUUUUAAAUAAUUGAGAGCUCUAUUUAUUUAUGGGAUUAUUAAGUUCUGAUGAAAAUAUAAAUGUUGAAUUUCAGUUUAGUAAACUGAUGUUUUAAAAUUCCAUAGUUCAUGGCACACUAAUUUUUAAUGUUUUUAGUGAUUACUGUUUUCCAUCUCUUGAAGAACUUACCUUCUUACAGCUUUAAAGAAAAAUGUUAGUCAUAUCAGUCCAUUGGUUGUCUGGUAAACCUAAGGGUCCUUGGAUAUUUAAUGUCCUGGGCACAAGAGUAGAUGGGAGGGGAAAUGCCAAAAAGAGAAAUAUUUCAUUUUUCAGCAAAUAUUUUAAAAAAUUAAAAUUAAGUAUAUAAAAGCAAACAUUUAAGAAGGACAUUUUCUAACAAAAUUUUAAUAGUGAAGUCACACCAGUAUAACUUCAGAAAUGAAAAGUUUCUUUUUGAAAACAUUUUUAACCAGAAAGUGCAUUCUCUUGGGUAUAAUCCUCAAAGUUCAAUGGGACUGUGCCUUGUUGUCUUAGCUCACUGUAGAAGACAAAGACAGGGCUCUUGCUACCAUGACAAACUUAACAUUUGAGAAAUGUAGAUGUUUGGGAAACCCCAUUGAGUGUUGGGAGAACACCCAGACAGACGAUAUUCUCUCAAUCAUCGAUAGACUUUACUAUCCAGCCAUGUCUUGAUUGUUAAAAUUCUUGCCAAUGAGAAGCCAAAGCAGCAUUUGGCUGCUUUUCUGCUCUGCCCAUCUGUCACCUGCUCAGGAAGGAAGCAGCUGUUUCCUUGCCAACAGGUACUUCCUACACCCUACCAAGCUAGGACAUAGACCUCCGACUUGGAUUCUGACGGAGUGAUGCAUCUCUAUUGUUGGAGCUACAUUAGCAACAGUAGAAAUGUUACUUGAAGGCCGAUGGUGUACAGGAGAUCAGUGGAGAGUCGCAACGUGUCAUCAUCACUUAGAAAGUGCAGUUAUGGAGUGCUUUUCUUUUGCGAUUAAGAUAAAUGGAAAAUAGUUUUUAUAUUGUACUUUAUAAUACUUCAUCUAUCCUAGAUAGACAAGGCAAGCAGACAGACAGGUGAAAUGAAUAACAGAUCAACAGGAAAAGGUUAAAAAUAAUACCUUAAGAAAGACCAUGACAAAAACUCAUUUUUAAAGUCAUUGCCUACAGAUUUUAAGAAUUAUAUGGAAUUUUUACAACUAUGAGAAUAAAUGGAACUGGUCAACUCUUGACAGUUGCAUCAAGUUUCAGUGAAAUAACAUCAAGGGUUGAUGCCAUCGAUGCCUCAUUUCCUAAACUGGAUGCCAUGUGACAUCUGACUUCUUCCUGUCAAAUACAGCGUAACCACCAAGUUCUGUCAGUUUCUUCUAAAGUGUGUCUCAGUGUGUCUCGUGUUCUAUUCCAGCUCCCCUCGUCACCUGCCUUCCUGUGUCUCACCUACCUUAUGGCUUGCUCUUCACACUGGCUCCCGAAUAAUCUUAAUACAUUAUAAACUUGAUUUCUUUCACGUUCAUGCUCAAAAACUAUAUUAUUUCUCUCCUGAUAGUUUAGGUAGUUCUGUAUAGUUUCUGACUGUAGUGACCUGUAGUGGUGUGGCUGUUCCCGAAAGGAACUCCAGUCCUCUCGUCUCAGAACUCCCCUCCCUCCUGCUGCUGCAGAGACUAGACUUCUUGGUAAUCCCUAAAUAGAUUACAUAUUCUUUCAUGUUUGCACUUUUAAAAUGGAUGUGUUUGUAUAUGUGUGUACAUGUGUGCAGCACACACACUGUGGUCAGAGGACAGUGUGCAGAGUUCAUUCCUUUCAUCCUGUGCAUUCUGAGAGUCACUCAAGUCACCAGGGGUGUCAGCAAGUUGUCAUGUCUUGUUUUUUGGUAGAUUGUUCUUUCUCCCCCAAUGAUAUUCCAGCAAAUGCCUUUUUAAGUUUGUUUAUGUGUGUGUGUGUGUGUAUACAUGCAUUGUGCACAUGCAUACACACACAUAUGAAGUCAGAAAGCAGUUUGUGUGAACUGAUUCUCUCCUUUCACAGUGUUGGCUCCACUUGGCAGCAGGAGCCUAAAUUUACCCACUGACCCAUCUUGAACCAGCCCUCCUCCACUUUUUAAUUCCACAUGAACUUCGACUGAAAACUGUGUAUAGAUUAUAAAAUACUUAAGUAAUGUAUACAUGUAUAUAGUUAAAAAUCUGCCAUUUACUAUGUAAACUUCAUUGUCUCUUCCUACAGGUAACAUCUGCUGACAGUUUGGUGUGCACUCUGCAAGCUGUGAUGCUCUGCAUUUCCCUGCAUAGAUAUGUGCAUGUAGAUGCAGGGCAUCAGUAUGCAUUGGCAGUUCUCUGUUUGUUUCACCCCAUCUUUAAUCACUCACUAGGUCUUACUGAUUUUAUCUCCUGGAAUCUAACUCCCGGUUUCAAUCUCUGCUGCCAGCAAGAUCCAGGCUAUUGUAUCCUUCUUGGGCUGCUCUCCCAGUGGUGCUCAGCAUCCUCACUCCUGUCUGCUGUCUGUUCGUUUGCUCAGCGUUACCCUUUUAGUAUUGCUUGUUUUUUAUUUUUAUGAGUGUACAAAAUGCAUCGGUUCUGGCUCAGGGCUCUGAAGGAUUGGCCCCUGCCUCUUUCUUGUUUUUGUUUGUUUGUUUUGUUUUUGUUCCACCCUCGCUAGUUAGCUAUCCUCUUUUGAAAAAAUUAUUUAUAUGUAUAUGGGUGUUUGCCUGCGUGUAUAUUUGUGCACCUUGUGCAUGCCUGGCGCCCACGGAAACCAGAAUAGAGCCUCAGAUCUGGUCUAUGAUAACUGGAGUUACAGACUGUUGUGAGCUUUCAUGUGAGUGCUGGGAAUUGAACUCGGGUCCUCUGGAAGAGCAACCAGUGCUCUUAACCUUUGAGCUGUCUCUCCAGCCCUCUCUUUCUGCUUUUUAAAUGCCUGAUAUUCACUCUUACUGCUUCCUUUCGCCAGGUCGUUUUCCUACAAUCUAUGAAGGCCUUUAUUUUUCUAAACUGCUGCUUUUCUGUAGGUGGUAAAUCUUAAGUAAGCUAAGACUCAGCGUUUGUAUGAGUAAUUUACAUCACCAUAGCAACUUUAACUAUUCCUCCUUAGCUCACGUGGACAUUUGCUUCCAAAAACACAUUUUUAAGAUAUUAGUGUUGCCAAUUCAGUAAUUCUGACCUAAAGCAAUUAACAGCACUUAGUUAAAGGGCCAUUUUGUCAUAUCUAAUAAACUUCUGCAGUAUAUUUUCUUUUCUUGUGGGUGUAAAAUAUAUAUCGUGAAUGAACGAAAUCACAACUGGUUACUAAACCAGAGGGCUGCUGGAUGCUGGGACUUUUAAGCAUACUUAAAAGUGCAUGCCCUCCAGAAGGACCUGGAUCAGGUUGCCUUCCAGCGAGUCACAUUGAUUAGUUCAACCCAUUACACAACCUACCUACCUCAAGAGACCACUUGAGAUAGUUGGUAGGAAAGGCUGGACUUUUCCCCCUGUAUUUUUGGGGGGGGGGUAAGGGGAAAUUGGUAGAAAAUUAGAGAGAGGAAGUUGCUAUAAGAUGAGGCAGGGAAGGCAAUGUAAAUUACAGUCCUAAGUGGGUAUCAGAAAAGAAAAGACUUGCCCUUGGAAAGCAGGGCUAGAAACCUGGUUUUCUUUGACCGGAAUGAAAAGGUUGGCAAAGACACUGCAGCUGUUGGUUUGCUUUUGCAGUGGUUUGGGGAGCAGAGGUAUGGAGGAAGACUACACAUAUGAUCAGUAGUAAAUUAGCUUCGCAUCUGCUUCCUCCAUCUAGUUAAUGAGGAACUUAGGGUCAGAAGUGAACUAAAUGAUUAAUGGCCUGAGAAUGGCUAAAGGAGAGGCUUAAGAAUGAAUAGAGGGCUAGCCAGGCCACACUGGAUUCUGUUCGCAUCCGCACAGAGGUGAGCUGAACUGACUAGGUUUGGGAGUCAGCUAAGUAGCUACUAGUUAAUGUGAGCACGUUCCUGGGAAAGUACAGUUGAGUGAGAGGCGUUGGGGAUGGUCAGAGGAUGAGUGGGAUCCUAUUCAUGAUCUAACCUUAUAACCUGUCACACCAAUGAAUAUGGAGAACCUGGUCUCAUUGUAGCACUUUUAACUAUAAUUUUUCACAGUUGAUCUUAUUUAGCUAGAAGGACAGCCCAAGAGGCAAGCUUCCACCUGAACUCCACUUACUUGGUAGACAUUUGUAUCGUACUGCCCCUAAGAACCAAGACACAGUUUGUUGACAUCUAAGUAUUUUUUUUCUGAAAAAUUAAAAUAAUAUUUAUGUAAAAUGUAAUGAACUGCUCUCUGUGUAUCCAGCAUUUUUAGGGGCUAGUUUUCAAUGUAAUUAUUUUACCGUUUACUGAGAUGGUCUUAAUCCUUGUUUUCUGAAUGAGGAAAUAGGGGUGGAAUGGUGAGGACACUUGCCUGGGAGUCCAAAGCUGGAAGCUUCGCUGCUGGUUGCAGUGGUUAUGAAUGGAUUGCAGAGCCAGGCUGCUGUGGUUCAGGGGCAGUACGGAACAGUGAAGGGACAUGGAGCUGGCAGCUGUCAUUAUCGUGUGCUUCUGAGCAGUUCUUUCCCUCUGUAACCUCCCCCGGAUUUGGGUCCAGCUCACUGAAACUGCAGAACAAGUCUUAUUUUUCCGUUUUAGCUCUAGUUGUCAUCCUUCCUUUUCAAAUCCAGAGCACCGAUUCUUCUCUCAUGGCUACUGCUUGCUCCACAUUUUAGAGACGUUGGGUACUUUCUUCAGUGAAGUAAACAGUUCAGAUGACAGUUCUCUCAGGACCCUUUGCCGUACCAGGUGGGGAGGUCAGAGUCAUCUAGCAACAUAAAUUUUUGUGAGUAUCAGUAUUGUAUAUUGUUUAUAUCUGGACUAUUUCCAUGCAGCAUUCAAUAUGGGCUCAGGCACCAUUUUCAUUAACACCCCCCCACACACACACACACAUAUACACCACACUGUUUAACCCUUAUGAUAGCCCUCUGAGGCAGAUAGUAUGAAUUUGCUAUGACUAAUAUGAGAAAAUCAAAUUUUGUCAUUUAAAACGCCAUUUUUAAUUUUUCCCUUUUGAAUUUUGUUCCUUUUUGUUUUUUCCUUGGUUAUUUAUUUUAUUCAAGAAGACUGUUUCCCAGUUACUUAACGUACUUGCUAAUUGUGUGAGUGUUACCAUUCUGUUUUUAAGUCAAAUGAUAUAUUUAUUUUAGAAUGAUUGUGUUCCAGGAAAUGAUCAGGAAGAUUGUCUUUCAUCAGUGGUGAAAUACUGACGUGUGUAAGGAAAUCAUUCCAAGCUUCACAUUUUAAACUGAUUUGCUAUUUGAAACCAUAAGAGAUACUCAAACCCUCCCCCUUUUAUUGUUUUGUCUAAAUAAAUAUAAGAUUUGUUAUCCUGUUGAAUAUGGAUUAUAGACGUCGUUAUAUGUAAUUUAAAUU
This is a messenger RNA of Microtus ochrogaster (prairie vole), 6627 nucleotides long. RefSeq names its product PP2A Aalpha (PPP2R1A) and B55A (PPP2R2A) interacting phosphatase regulator 1 (gene Pabir1). The record is from RefSeq and is a predicted model, not a curated record. NCBI's taxonomy places the organism in Eukaryota, Metazoa, Chordata, Mammalia, Rodentia, Cricetidae. Gene Ontology annotation, molecular function: protein serine/threonine phosphatase inhibitor activity.